This is a messenger RNA of Drosophila mauritiana, 855 nucleotides long. RefSeq names its product protein rolling stone. The record is from RefSeq and is a predicted model, not a curated record. The transcript has 4 exons. Bases 26 to 853 code for a protein of 275 amino acids. Gene Ontology annotation, cellular component: membrane. NCBI's taxonomy places the organism in Eukaryota, Metazoa, Arthropoda, Insecta, Diptera, Drosophilidae.
UAGCUCCAGUCGAGUCCAUCGAAUAAUGGUUGAUGCGAACACAGAGUCCUGCUGCCAGCCUCUAAAGGAGGAGUUUCGGCGGUCAAAGUUCUCGCUGCACCAUGAAGAUCCUGGAGUCUUUUGCCGAUCGCAAUGGCAGAAUGGAGAGCGGAAUUUAAUCUGGGUUUUGUAUAGAUGGGCUUUGGCUGCUUUCUUUGCCGCUGGAGUCAUUGGCAGCAUGAUGCAGGAUUUCAAUGGCGGUCGAUGGUUUAUUUUUCUCACGGAUUGGGGAUUUACACUGUGUCUAUUUACCUGCACUUACGGGGCUGUAAUCGCCACUAUUUACUACUUCAAUCAAUCUUAUUUUGCUCCCGGACAUUGUGCUCUAAAAAUUUACUGGAUCUCACACUACACCACGUCGGUAUUAUCCAUGUUGAUUACCACCGUCUUCUGGGCUGCUCUAUCAUCAACCAUGCCAGAAGUGGCAGGUGAGCUUUACAACUUGUGGUGCCAUGCAUUCAACUCGAUCUGCAUGGUCUUCGAUUGCUUUAUGGUGGCCUAUCCUAACCGUCUUAUGCACUUUGUGUAUCCCUUUUCGGUGGUGCUUAUAUUCCUGUUGCAUUCCCUUAUUUACUAUUGGGCCGGCGGAACCGACAUGGACGGUAAUCGUUUUAUCUACUUCGCCCUGGAUUGGGCUCGACCUGGUCUGGCGAUUGGAUUCGUUUGCGCGAGUUUGGCAUUGAUCUGUUGCUUUUCCCUCGUGGCCUUUGGAAUUUACAGGCUGCGGAUGUCAAUGUACAACUGUUGUGGCAAAAGGAAGGAGGAAGCACCAGCCUUAAAAGCUACGCCCAAUGAAUCAUCUCCAACUGUUUAGGA